GGUUGACGGCCCUCAGGAAUCAUGCCCUUUUGCCACAAUAUAAUUAAUAUUUCCUGUGUGAAAAACAACUGGUCAAAUGAUGUCCGUGCUUCCCUGUACAGUUUAAUGGCGCUCAUAAUUCUGACCACAUUGGUCGGCAAUCUGAUAGUUAUUGUUUCUAUAUCACACUUCAAGCAACUUCAUACUCCGACAAAUUGGCUCAUUCAUUCCAUGGCCACUGCGGACUUUCUUCUGGGGUGUCUGGUCAUGCCUUACAGCAUGGUGAGAUCUGCUGAGCACUGUUGGUAUUUUGGAGAAGUCUUCUGUAAAAUCCACACCAGCACCGACAUUAUGCUGAGCUCAGCCUCCAUUUUCCAUCUGUCUUUCAUCUCCAUUGACCGCUACUAUGCUGUGUGUGACCCAUUGAGAUAUAAAGCCAAGAUCAAUAUCUUGGUUAUUUGUGUGAUGAUCUUCAUUAGUUGGAGUGUCCCUGCUGUUUUUGCAUUUGGGAUGGUCUUUCUGGAGCUAAACUUCAAAGGUGCUGAAGAGAUAUAUUACAAACAUGCUCACUGCAGAGGAGGUUGCUCUGUGUUCUUUAGCAAAAUAUCUGGGGUACUGGCCUUUAUGACUUCUUUUUACAUACCUGGAUCUAUUAUGUUAUGUAUCUAUUACAGAAUAUAUCUUAUAGCUAAAGAGCAGGCAAGAUCAAUUAAUGAUGCCAAUCAGAAGCUCCAAAUUGGAUUGGAAAUGAAAAAUGGAAUUUCACAAAGCAAAGAAAGGAAAGCUGCAAAGACAUUGGGGAUUGUGAUGGGAGUUUUCCUAAUAUGCUGGUGCCCUUUCUUUGUCUGUACAGUCAUCGACCCUUUUCUUCACUACACUAUUCCACCUACUUUGAACGAUGUAUUGAUUUGGUUUGGCUACUUGAACUCUACAUUUAAUCCAAUGGUUUAUGCAUUUUUCUAUCCCUGGUUUAGAAAAGCACUGAAGAUGAUUCUGUUUGGUAAAAUUUUCCAAAAAGAUUCAUCCAGGUGUAAAUUAUUUUUGGAAUCGAGUUCAUAGAAUUGUUAUAUUUUACUGUUUUGCAAAUUGGUGAUCAUGUUUAUGAACACAACAUAACCCACCACAUGCCCCAACCACAUGGAUUUUUUUAAUCAGUUACUUGAGUCAAAGCAUGUUUGGUGAGUUAAAUUAUGAUGCUUAUAGGUAAUUUCCUAUUUGGGAUAUAGGAGGUAUAAUCUUUUCCAUUCUUACCACGCAUAUCGGAACUUUGCAACUCCAGCAUUUAAAGGCCUGCAUUGUAUAUAACUUUUCCUGCCCUUAGAAGAACUGCCAUGAGUUU
This is a messenger RNA of Mandrillus leucophaeus (drill), 1318 nucleotides long. RefSeq names its product trace amine associated receptor 1 (gene TAAR1). The transcript has a single exon. The record is from RefSeq and is a predicted model, not a curated record. Gene Ontology annotation, biological process: G protein-coupled receptor signaling pathway. Gene Ontology annotation, molecular function: trace-amine receptor activity. Gene Ontology annotation, cellular component: membrane. Lineage: Eukaryota; Metazoa; Chordata; Mammalia; Primates; Cercopithecidae. The coding region runs from base 22 to 1038 and encodes 338 amino acids.